This is a messenger RNA of Aspergillus puulaauensis, 567 nucleotides long. RefSeq lists its product as uncharacterized. The transcript has a single exon. NCBI's taxonomy places the organism in Eukaryota, Fungi, Ascomycota, Eurotiomycetes, Eurotiales, Aspergillaceae. The record is from RefSeq and is a predicted model, not a curated record. Bases 1 to 567 code for a protein of 188 amino acids.
AUGUCGCACGAGCGGAUCAUAGAAUUAUUCAACAAAAGCACAAACCCCGAACAAGACGAACACCUAUCCCUCCUAUCCAGAAUGGAAGAGCUCUCUCUCCCAGAUCAAGGAGAACAAACCCAAACCCCAAGAGAAGAUUACACAGUGUAUAUUGGCCGCCCUCGCACACCAUUUUCCGACAUCGAUGACCCGCACACCCAAAUAGUCCCCGCCUGCACUGGGGUCUGCGGGAACGUGCUGAUCCUGCACGGGAUGGAGAGCAAUACCUGCAUGUGGAUAUGGGUUUCUGAAACGAAGGACAGGGAGAGCCGGGAGGUUGUGCUUAGAAAGGAGAUGGAGAGAUUCCCGCGGUGUCAGUAUCGAUGUGAUGUGUUGGUUGAUAAGAAAAAGACGGGGGUGCUUAGGGCUGCGGAAUGUGAGAGGUUUGAGAAGAUUGUUGAGGAGAGGCCGGCGUGGACGGGGUUUGUGUAUGGGGUUUUGAAGGCUUGUUCUGAGGAAGAGGUGCUUCGGAAGGAGGGCGUGAGGAAUGCUCUUUUUGCCUGCGGGGUGUCUAGUAUGAGCUUUUAG